AAUUUGGUAAGGAAAAAGCACAUUUAUUUAAUCCUACUGUCAAUCGUAUUCGUCAUCAGAAAGAGAUCAAUUUUUUUUCGUCGCUGAAUUAUAUCCUAGGCGAUCUUUAAAAUCCGUUCUCUAACUAGGAAUGUCGUUAAAUCUUAAGCGAUAACGCCAGGCCUGAUCCAUCAGGCAAAACGAAACAUGAUUUGUCCGGUUGUGUUUUUAUUUCUCGUUACAAUUUUGGAGGUUAAGGGAGACUGUUCAGGAGGUAAUUGUCAAAAGAUUUCCCUCGACGUGUACCAAGAUGCCGUGCAAGACUCAGAGUUUGUUGGCCAUGUAUUUCACAAUUCUGUCACGUUAAACCCAAUUCAGUGCUACAUGAAGUGCAUGCAGGACUGUCGAUGUUUGUCUCUGAACUACAAGGAAACCAACGACCAAAAAUACUGUGAGCUGAAUGAAGGAAGUCACUUUACCAAUAAAAGCUCUCUCAAACACUCUCCUGGAUCACGUUACUACAUCCUACGAAGGGAUUACGGCGCCGAGAAACACGACGGCAUCGCGUCCUGUGUUGGAGGCGAAACUUGCAUCAAUGGCUGCUGCAGGAAAAAUCCGUGCCUGAAUGGAGGAACCUGCAAUGAAAUCUGUGAGCCCACCAGCGUUCGGUACAACUGUUCUUGUCCGGAACCGUUUAUUGGAAAACACUGUGAGAUUCAGCCAAGAAGCUGUCAAGACUACAAAGCAGCUGGAGUGGACAAGUCUGGAUUGUACAAAAUUAUCGACAAUACCAAUCAAACCCUCCAAGUGUUCUGUGAUUUUAAUUCGGAGCCUGGGUUCGCCUGGAAUUUGAUCGAGUCGUUUAGUUUGUCCAACAAGCACCUUUUUCAGAGUGACGUUGUCUUUUACAAUUACCUGGAUUCAAGUGCGGUCAGCAGCGAUUCCCCAAACUGGCAGGCGUACCUGAUAAGAAGGGAUUACCUUGUUUGGCUCAGAGAUCACUCGACUCAUUGGCGAGCUACUUGCCGAUUCAACACAGACGGCACGGUAUAUACGGAUUACGCGCGAGCCUCAUUUGAAGACUUCGACAUCGUCAGAGUCACGCCCACGGCGGCAAGCAGCUGCCAAAAGUACGAGCUUGUCAACAUUCGGGGAAAUGAAUGUGUGAAGUGUACGGCAGCAACCUGGUAUCUAAAAGGUGCUUAUCCUCUGCAUAUCGACAGUUCAUAUCCACAUGGUUGCGAUUUCGACGGAAAUCAGAGUGGUGAUGUUGUAGGAAGCGAAGACAAUUUUGGAUUUUACCAAGCUGUAAAUUCGAAAUUCCGUUGUACUUCAAGCUCAGAAGCAACCACUCAGUUUUGGUUUGGGAGCAAAUGACUGACUUCACUACCGCAGAGCAGAGAAGUUUUUUUUCCUUCAUUCGUCAAUAAAUGAACACGGUAUGAUUAAGUUAAGCCGCAGUUUAAUUGAAUGACGGUGUCAAAUACCUUUUCGUGUCGAAUGUUACGCGGCCGUAACUCGCGUUCCCCUUUUCAAUUUCUUUGCAAGUUGUCCGGCGGAGUCAUAAUAACCUUGAAUGAAAGGUAUUUGCAUGAGCGUAAUUUACACACUUGGUAAUUUGUUACUGGAAACCUGCAAGGUAGUCGUUUUUUAACUUGGAAAAUCCGAGUUUAAGGUAUGGAUGGGAAAUUCACUCAAUUCUUCUCUUGCUGUUAGACAUUUUGUGAA
Orbicella faveolata is the source of this 1707-nucleotide messenger RNA. RefSeq lists its product as uncharacterized. The record is from RefSeq and is a predicted model, not a curated record. NCBI's taxonomy places the organism in Eukaryota, Metazoa, Cnidaria, Anthozoa, Scleractinia, Merulinidae. Gene Ontology annotation, molecular function: oligosaccharide binding.